AUGUAUGCAUUGGCACUUGUGACCGCAAGUUACUGCGGUACCACCAAGGAUUUCUGCGGUGACAAAACCGUAAAAAGGCCGUCUUGCUCAAAGGAUACAAAGAUCGAGAAGGUCAUUGGAUACUAUGAGUCGUGGUCCUUGACUGAACGAAGCUGCAAUACCAUGAAACCCGAUCAGAUCCCUUAUGGCCAUUACACACACCUGAACUUCGCCUUUGGCACCAUUGACCCCACUACCUUUGAAGUCAAAGCAACAAGCUCCCAAGCCGAGUCAUUGAUGAGCACGAUUGGCAGCCUCAAAUUGAUCCAGGAAAAUUUGCAGAUAUGGAUCGCAAUCGGGGGUUGGACUUUCAACGACCCCGGCGCUACGUAUACGACAUUCUCUGACAUUGCCGCCUCAAAAGACCACCAAGAUGCUUUCGCAAAGUCGCUCAUAUCAAUGAUGAAUACCUAUGGAUUUGAGGGUGUGGAUAUCGAUUGGGAAUAUCCGGUCGACCCAGAUCGCGGUGGUCGUAAAGACGAUUUCAAGAACUUUUCCUCGUGGAUGGAAAACCUGAAAUCUGCUAUCGGCAACAAGGGGCUUAGUGUCACACUGCCAUCGAGCUACUGGUACAUGCAACAUUUCGAUAUUAAGGGCCUUGAGAAGUCUGUGGAUUGGUUCAACAUGAUGCUUUACGAUCUGCACGGCACAUGGGAUCUCAAGAGCAAACACACAGGACCCUUUGUCAAUGCACACACCAAUCUCACUGAAAUCCAGGAUUCCUUGGAUCUCAUGUGGCGCAACGACAUCGACCCAGACAAAGUGGUGUUCGGCAUGGGUUUCUAUGGCCGAAGUUUUACCCUCCAGAAUCCUGGCUGUUCAGAGCCAAAAUGCCUUUUCGCCUCAGGCGGUAAUGCUGGGAAGUGCUCCAACACUAUAGGAGUUCUGCUCAACAGCGAGAUCCAGGACUUGAUUUCGAGCAAAAAUCUCAAGCCAAAACUUUAUGAGAAGGAGGCAGUCAAGACUAUAACCUGGGAUACUACGCAAUGGGUGUCUUUCGACGACGAGGACACAUUCAAGAUUAAAGCAGAUCUGGCAAAGUCGCAGUGCAUCAAGAACGUCAUGGUAUGGGCGGUGAGCCACGACGACCGGAAUGGCACAUCCGCCAAAGCACUCACUAAGGCGGUUGGACGAGACGUGAUGUCUGCUCCCAACAUCGUGGCUCAGCCAGUAGAGAACCCCCCGAAGGAGAUCAGAGCAUGCAGAUGGUCCAACUGCAAUGAGAAUUGCCCAGCGGGAUUGAAGAAUGUCAUGCGCAACGGCACCUCUGAAACCAUGGUCGACGGCACAGGGUGUCCCGGUCAAUCUCCGCAUCAAUGGUGCUGCCCAGCAGAUACUGAACUACCUACUUGCACCUGGCGAGGCUUCAGAGACAGUGGCGCAUGCAGACCUGGCUGCCUUGAGGGCGAAGCCGAAGUGGCAACAUUGUCAGUGGGCUGUUCUUCCAAGCACCAAAGCGCAUGCUGUACUGUUACUUCCGCUACAAAGCCUUAUUCAAUGUGCAAGUGGUUUGGAGAUAGCCCUACAUGCUCAGGCUCAGGCGGUUACAAAGCUUGCGAGGGCGAUUGGCCUCACCGCGUUGUAUCUGCGUCAAUGGGCGCUGGUGGAGAGCAAGCAUGUGGUCGUGGAGCAAAGAGUUACUGUUGCAAGGAAGUUCCUGAUGCAUUCACCGACUGCGCAUGGUACAAGAAGGAAACCUCUACCGUCACCAACCUCGGGUAUUGUGAAACCUCUUGCCCCAAAGACUCAGUUCGUUUGUCCAUGCAGCAAGGCAGUGGCUGCGGUUACGGAGGCUUGCAAGCAUUUUGCUGCAAAGGCCAGAAACCAGCCACACUCACUCCACGAGACCCUAGCUGGGGCAACAAUCAGUACAAAGAGUACGAAGGACUACUUCUUGCCUGGUCAAAGAAUCCUUCAUGUCCGGUGUCCAUCGGCAUUGACGGGGCCGACUACUACAGCGAUUUCCCCGAGAAACGCAGCUUAUUGCGUCGCGCGGGUGAUUGCACCGACACUGACUUCGCCAAGCUAGUCAACUGGAUGGUCACUCUCUUGAGGUACCCGUCGAGUACCCCUGAUGGCAUCAAAUAUGGCUGGGAUAAUAUCAUGGCCAAGUUCGACAGCUCCACAGACACCCUCGGUUUUGACAACCUCGCCGACCUGGUGGCUACGAACGACUGGGAAGCUGGCGGACUAGUUUCUGACGUACUUUUGGACCCCUAUGCGGCCCAGAGGAACUUGUGGAAUUUCCAAGAUGCGCAGAAAACGCUGUGCUCAUCUGGUACAUCCUCCUCCAAGCGUGAUCUUGGGGACGAAAUAUUCCAAGGGAAUGAUGGCAACGAUCUUGAGGGGCGAAGAAUCCGUCCUUCAGGAGCAGGUAGUGGCCCAGACCGUGUGAAUGAUGCAAGUCAGCGAGCGUCUUGGCAUGGCAUGCCGGAUGCCUCAACUAUUCUAGAUGGUAUCGCUGUAGGCCACUUGCAACUUCGUUAUGCCCGUUGGCAGCGCGAAAGCGGAAACACCAGAGUGUUCUUGGAGCUCGCUUACCACAUUGGUCCAGCCGGUACCACAAACACUGAACCCAUCUACGAUCGCUACAGAGAUUUGAGUGUAAACCGCGUGACAGUCGAUGGCAAUGCGAUGAACGAUCAGGAUAACUGGGUGGUUGCACAUAUCCAUUUUGAUCACACAAACCCCAAUCUCUUCAUAAGAGAUGCUGCAGGCCAGGUCUUCAUCGGCACUCAAGCCAUGCGUCUGUUCCAUGGCCAAAGGACUGUACAACCAAAUUACGCCUACGCCAAUCCACGAGUGGGUGGAGACGAUACUCAGCCACGAGUCGAUCCGGCGGUCCGUAACGGCAUGCGAUAUGCGAACUCUAGAAGUCCGUUAUUCAACUGUCCAACUCCAGCAACAACAACAGCCCCCGAACAACUCUUCUAUCUAGGCUACAAUAACCCGAACGUUGCAUUGCCACAGCCACCGGCCAUGCUGACGUUCUCGGCAGCGUUGCAAGCCUGGGCAGCCACUCUGUGGCGGAACAAUAUCCUUAACUCGUACGGAUUGUCGUAUGUCUUUGCUCAGACAGGAACAAGUAUCAAUGGCCCAGCGGACCAAUUCCGUAUCGGCCCUACCAUUCCCCGACCUGUACCGUUUGUGAUUCCUGGCCGAGCUACUUCUGGUCGAGAUGAUCCCAUCAACUUCAAUUUCAUCUGGGACCCGGUGACGAAUACAUGGUCUUAUGUCCAAAAUCCGUAG
Molecule: messenger RNA, 3288 nt
Organism: Alternaria postmessia
Lineage: Eukaryota; Fungi; Ascomycota; Dothideomycetes; Pleosporales; Pleosporaceae
Exons: 5
Coding region: 1-3288 (1095 amino acids)
Biological process (GO): carbohydrate metabolic process
Molecular function (GO): chitin binding
Source: RefSeq, a predicted model, not a curated record